Otolemur garnettii (small-eared galago) is the source of this 1935-nucleotide messenger RNA. It is a transcript of the gene RNF187, whose product is annotated as ring finger protein 187. NCBI's taxonomy places the organism in Eukaryota, Metazoa, Chordata, Mammalia, Primates, Galagidae. The record is from RefSeq and is a predicted model, not a curated record. The coding region runs from base 1 to 930 and encodes 309 amino acids. The transcript is spliced from 5 exons.
AUGACUGGAGGAAGAGUAGCUUUGGAAAGACACGUCAGCCAAUCGGUUUGCGAGGGUGGAGCGCACGGCUGCCAGGACUCCGCCCCGCGCGCGCGCGUCCCCGGCACUGGCGUCGUAGUUGUCGUCGUCCCGGUCCUCGUUGUCCACGCCAGCUCUCGGCCGUCCGCCGGGCGCCACCGGCCCUCUACACCCGCGCCCUCGCGGGCCCCUCCGCCCGCAGCCCUGGCGCUCCCCGCUGGCCCCGCCGAGGCCGCCUGUGCCCUGUGCCAGCGCGCGCCCCGGGAGCCAGUGCGCGCCGACUGCGGCCACCGCUUCUGCCGGGCGUGCGUGGUGCGCUUCUGGGCCGAGGAAGACGGGCCCUUCCCGUGCCCCGAGUGCACCGACGACUGCUGGCAGCGGGCAGUGGAGCCCAGCCGCCCUCCGCUCAGCCGCCGCCUGCUGGCGCUCGAGGAGGCGGCUGCGGCGCCCGCGCGUGACGGGCCAGCCAGCGAGGCCGCGCUGCAGCUGCUGUGCCGUGCGGACGCCGGGCCGCUGUGCGCCGCCUGCCGCAUGGCCUCUGGCCCCGAGCCGCCGGAGUGGGAGCCGCGUUGGAGGAAGGCCCUGCGUGGCAAGGAGAACAAGGGAUCUGUGGAAAUCAUGAAAAAAGACUUGAAUGAUGCCCGGGACCUACAUGGCCAGGCAGAGUCAGCGGCUGCUGUGUGGAAGGGACAUGUGAUGGACCGCAGGAAGAAGGCCCUGACUGACUACAAGAAGCUUCGGGCCUUCUUUGCUGAAGAGGAGGAGUACUUCCUGCAGGAGGCUGCGAAAGAGGAGGGGCUCCCAGAGGAUGAGCUGGCCGACCCUGCUGAGCGGUUCGGGUCCCUGCUUCAGGCGGUGUCGGAGUUGGAGAGGAAGCACCGCAACCUGGGCCUGAGCAUGCUGCUGCAGUGAUGGCGCAGACCCUGCAGGGUCCCCUGGAGCCCAAGGCAGAGGGGACGAUCCUCACCUCCGCGGGAACCGUUAGCUGUAGACUGGAGAGGCAUCUCCAGUGCCCCCCCGCCCCUGUUGUUCUGGAUCAUUACAUGUUUCAACACAGUGUUCCUUUUCCCGUCUCCUUGAGGCAUGGAUGUUUCUGGGGCUGAAGAAAUUUCCACUAGUGGAUAGUCACUCCCCUACCUGUAUCUGGGCCCUGAGGCCUAUACCUUCCUCCCAUGUCACCUAAUGGCCUCAGUGCCUAUACAUGGGGACCUUGCUUUGGUGUCAAGGGACCCAAACGCCACACCCUGAAAACAUGCCCUGGAGGGAGCUCUUCCUCAGCCACGCAUCCCCAGGCAGAGCCCUGAGGAACACUAGUGGGGGUCCCUUUGGGGGUUAGUGUCCAAGAGAGGGAGUCACAGGGCCCUGGGAUAUACUUGCAACCCAACUCCUCAGGGAAGAGAAAGAAAAUGCAGCACACUUGCUGCCCCCUGGACAGAGGAUCCCUCCAGCCCUUGGGGUGGGUAUGGGUCUACACAGCUGCCCCAAAACCCUCUUUGCGCUCCAUCCUUCUUCUCUUGCAGGGUCCCCCUUUCCUGCAGGGGUCCCCAGGCCCUGCCAUGGGAUUUCAUCUAGUUGUACUUAGGCUUGUUCUUUGUAUUUCCUCUGGUAGAUGAAUCUUAUACAAAACUCGUGACGUAGCAGUAGCACAGUUGCCUGCAGCAUCUUCAUGUGUAGAUUAAUUAGUCCAGUUCACAAAAACUCAGCACAGGGUAGACAGAAACACAGGUCGGGGAAUAUAGAUGUGGGCAGACAUUUAGAUUUGGGCGUGUUCGGGGACAACUGGGACACAGGUUUCUCAGCCCUUGGGUUUCCCAGCCCUCAGAAGUCCCUAGCCUUGGUGCAAUAGCUGUGAGCCUGAGCUGCCUGGCAUGUGGGCUAGGCUCUCAAUGCCAAAUAAAGUGGGUUUGCUACAGCCUA